Messenger RNA from Vigna umbellata (rice bean), 2009 nucleotides. RefSeq names its product pectinesterase/pectinesterase inhibitor-like. Lineage: Eukaryota; Viridiplantae; Streptophyta; Magnoliopsida; Fabales; Fabaceae. Gene Ontology annotation, biological process: cell wall modification. The record is from RefSeq and is a predicted model, not a curated record. Gene Ontology annotation, molecular function: pectinesterase activity; enzyme inhibitor activity.
ACCGCCCAAGGGCUUUGACAAAACCACUGUUCCGAGUGGUUCACAACCCAGCAGGGAAAAAAAAAAAAAAAAAAAACCGAAAAGAGUUCCUACAAUAUUCUUAAGCUGCUAGGGAUGGCGACUGGAUUCGACAGUGCUCAUGAGAGGAAGAAGAAGCUCGCAGUUUUGAGCGUCUCUUCUGUCCUCCUGAUCGCGAUGGUUGCCGCGGUGGCCGUUGGCAUAAAUGACGACGUCCAUGGCGACCACACGGAAGAAGGCGACGGCAGCAUCGCGAAAUCUCAGAGGAGCGCCAACAUGAUAUGUCAGUCGGCCGAAUACAAAGAAACCUGCCAGAAGAGUCUCGCCAAUGCUUCCCACGAUAACACCGACCUGAAGCAACUUAUCAUCACCGCCUUCAACGCCACCUCUCGGGAGAUUCACAGCAAAAUUGAAAACUCAACGCUGUACCACGAGUUGGCCACCGACAACAUGACCAAACAGGCCAUGGAAAUUUGCAAGGAAGUACUAGGUUACGCUGUGGAUGAUAUAAACGAAUCCGCUGCGACUUUGGAAAAGUUUGAGCUGAGCAAGAUGAACGAUUACGCCUAUGACCUCAAGGUUUGGAUCUCGGGUACCCUUGCCCACCAGCAAACAUGCCUGGACGGGUUCGAGAACACGACCACCGAAGCUGGGAAGACAAUGGCUAAGGUUCUGAACACGUCGUUGGAAAUGAGCAGAAACGCGUUGGACAUAGUGAACGGUGUGUCGUCUCUCUUCAAGGGUCUCAACUUGACCUCCUUCGGCUCCAGCAGCCACAGGAAGCUUCUCGCGGAAGAGACUUUGGUUGAUGGGUUCCCAUCGUGGGUGAGUGAAGGGCAGAGAAAAAUUCUGGAAUCUACUGAUAUCACCCCAAAUGUAGUGGUGGCUCAGGAUGGGAGUGGACAGGUGACCACAAUCCACGAGGCUCUCAAACUGGUGCCUAAGAAGAACAAGACGCCUUUUGUGAUUUACGUCAAGGCCGGUGUCUACAAGGAGUACGUUAACUUGAACAAGCACAUGUCCUUUGUCACCAUGAUCGGCGAUGGCCCCACCCUCACCAGAAUCACCGGCGAUAAAAACUACGUCGAUGGCUUCCAAACCUACAACACCGCAACCGUCGGUGUGAACGCUGCAAACUUCAUGGCGAAGAACAUUGGGUUCGAGAACACGGCAGGAGCGGAGAAGCACCAAGCUGUGGCUCUGAGGGUAACAGCUGACAAGGCAGUGUUCUACAACUGUCACAUGGACGGCUACCAAGACACCCUCUACACCCAGUCCCAGCGCCAGUUUUACCGCGACUGCAUUGUCACCGGCACCAUCGACUUUGUCUUCGGGGACGCCGUCGCCGUUUUCCAGAACUGCAAGUUCAUCGCGAGGAAGCCAAUGGAGAACCAGCAGUGCAUGGUGACCGCCGGCGGAAGGACCAAGAUCGACAGCCCCAGCGCCCUGGUGUUCCAGAGCUGCAUCUUCACCGGCGAGCCAGACCUGAAGGCCGUGACCCCGAAGAUCGCGUACCUCGGGAGGCCCUGGAGGCUUUUCUCGAAGGUGGUGAUAAUGGACUCCGAAAUCGACGACAUAUUCGCUCCCGAAGGGUACAUGCCCUGGAUGGGAAGCGCCUUCAAAGAUACCUGCACCUACUACGAGUUCAACAACAGGGGUCCCGGUGCGGACACAACCGGAAGAAUCACCUGGCCAGGGUUUAAGGUGAUUACCCCUGUUGAGGCUGCCGAUUACUACCCCGGGAAGUUCUUUGAGCUGGCUAACUCCACUGACCGUGACGCUUGGAUCCUUGACUCUGGGGUACCCUAUGCCCUUGGCCCUCUUCCAGCAUCCACCGCCCAGCCCGCAGUUUAAUUGAUUUUUCACAUUUUUUUAAUCUAUUCUACUCUCCCUGCAUGCGUGCAUGCUCGCUUCAUCAUGUUUUGUCUCCAACGCAGUCUUUAAGGAAUCCUACUGCUCAUUCACUGAUUCCCACCUUCUCCUUUCUUACU